AUGGAACGCAGCGCACGUGACCAGAAAAUUCCGAGCUACCAAGAACUACCAGUGAAACGGACGAUGGCCCGAAAUUUCGCUGGCAUCCGACGUUCACUGCACUUCGACGAUGCUCUUGUUGCCGGACCACACACGCACAGCAUGACAAUACGAGCAAUACCACAGGUCUCCGUCGGCCGGAACGGCCUCGGCGCAUUCAUCCUCCAGUGCCGCAAGCUGGACUUUCACUACUGCGACUGGGCCGGCAGCUCCCGGGGAAUGAACCUCUUUAUCAAGCAGAAGCUCCAGAAGUUCGCCGCCCAGAAUCCCCAGAUCGAGUUCACCGUGUCGCCGCGACCGUCGCGACAUCCCGUCAUUGUCGGUACCUACAUCACCGGCCAGGAGCGCGCGAUUUGCGUGCGCAACCUGGACGCGAACCAGAUCCUGAAGAAGGCCGAGAUGCUGCGCGACGCGACUGGCGAGAAGAACAAGAAGUUUAGCAAGCCUGUGAGCAGUAUCAACGAGAGUGUGCGUGGCGUCUGGUCGCCGUACCACGGCCACGGCAUGAAGGUGUAG
Molecule: messenger RNA, 555 nt
Organism: Sporothrix brasiliensis 5110
Lineage: Eukaryota; Fungi; Ascomycota; Sordariomycetes; Ophiostomatales; Ophiostomataceae
Product: mitochondrial ribosomal protein L43
Exons: 3
Coding region: 1-555 (184 amino acids)
Biological process (GO): mitochondrial translation
Cellular component (GO): mitochondrial large ribosomal subunit
Molecular function (GO): structural constituent of ribosome
Source: RefSeq, a predicted model, not a curated record